Messenger RNA from Colletotrichum lupini, 1131 nucleotides. RefSeq lists its product as uncharacterized. The record is from RefSeq and is a predicted model, not a curated record. Lineage: Eukaryota; Fungi; Ascomycota; Sordariomycetes; Glomerellales; Glomerellaceae. The transcript is spliced from 6 exons. Bases 1 to 1131 code for a protein of 376 amino acids.
AUGGCGGGUUUGCGGCUUUUGGUCAACGAGUCGUUAGGCUCGCUUCGCUUCAUUGCCACGCCAUGCAACCGCUACAAGACCAACCUCAUGUCUUGCAUCGCUGCCACGGUGUUCCCUAACCGCUAUACAAGAACCGGCGGCAACACGAGCAUGCUUGACCGAAAAAAACCAUCUACGGAGAAAAGGUCGACAUGUUCCCAACAAGAAUUGCUCAACCUAUGUAGGAGUCACAAGUACAUUGGCCAGUGCCAGGCACGACCGACGAACAUGUCUGAUCUCCUCUCCGUACUGCUGUACACCCAAACUCACCUUCAAGUCUCUUCUACCGCGCGACCGCGCGUCUUUCACCAACGUUUCGCAACCACACAACGUCCUGAGCGAUACCUACCUAGACUCGUCCGAAGAGACACUCGACCCGACCCGCCGGAUCUGCACCUCGCCCAUCCCGGUUUGUCAACCCAGCAAAGUAAAAGGUUUCGUCCAAGCUGUGGCCCGAGUUCCUCAUUGACUGACAUUCCCCCCUCAUCUCGGAACCCACAUGCCGAUGAACCUACGUGCUUCUUUGUACGACCCUUCGUGCAUGAGAACACUCUUCGACUUUGCGAGACUCGCCAUUCGGCAUCAGCUUGCAAUGGUCUACGUUCUUGGCAAGUCAAGCAAGAUUCCGUCGGCUUCGAACAGAUCUACGAUGCUUUUUUUGUUCUACAGGUUAAAUGCAAGCUCGACGUCAAUGCUCUCCGUAUCAAUCUGAGAGUGGGAGAAGGAGAAAACGAGAGCCGAGUACAAGGUUUGGAUCGAUACAGUUUCGAUAUGUCCCACCUUUAUUCCAAUGGUAAUACCGAUAUGCUCUGGGCGGUCAACGGCGGCUCCAGGCUGGGACGAGCCACAAGCCUGCCGCUUCUGAGCCGCUUUCUUGGCAUCUGGUCGAUUGUGAUGGACUCCAGUUCAGCAGUUACAUCCAGUCACAUCAAGUCAUGCAUCAUUCGAGCAUGGCACACCACUCUGCUGAAAAGGUAUCCUCAUAUACAUCAUCGAGAUGCCAGAUCGUACAUUCAACUCAAGGUCACUCUUUUGCCUAAGCAUCUACCAUCUAUGAUGUACCCUCUCACGGUCUCGCGAGAGAAUUUCUAA